Messenger RNA from Pipistrellus kuhlii (Kuhl's pipistrelle), 2431 nucleotides. It is a transcript of the gene DENND10, whose product is annotated as DENN domain containing 10. The record is from RefSeq and is a predicted model, not a curated record. Gene Ontology annotation, cellular component: late endosome. Gene Ontology annotation, biological process: regulation of early endosome to late endosome transport; protein transport. Gene Ontology annotation, molecular function: small GTPase binding; guanyl-nucleotide exchange factor activity. Bases 94 to 1167 code for a protein of 357 amino acids. Lineage: Eukaryota; Metazoa; Chordata; Mammalia; Chiroptera; Vespertilionidae. The transcript is spliced from 9 exons.
GGCGGGCCCUGAGGAGGGGGCGGGGCCUGCGGGCGGGGCGUCGGGAGCGGCGCGCUGCGGCGGCGGCGGCGGCGGCGGCGGCGGCGGCGGAAGAUGGCUGCGGAUGGGGCGGCGGACACUCAGCUGAUGCUCGGAGUAGGGCUGAUCGAAAAGGACACAAAUGGAGAAGUUCUGUGGGUUUGGUGUUAUCCUUCCACGACAGCUACUUUAAGGAAUCUGCUGCUGAGAAAAUGCUGCCUCGCAGAUGAAAACAGACUCCUCCAUCCCUUCGUCUUUGGUCAGUACAGAAGAACAUGGUUUUAUAUCACAACAGUUGAAGUUCCAGAUUCUUCAGUUUUGAAAAAGGUGACUCAUUUUUCUAUUGUUCUGACCGCCAAAGAUUUUAACCCAGAGAAAUAUGCCGCCUUCACUAGGAUAUUGUGUAGACUGUACCUGAGGCACGGGAGCCCGGUGAGGAUGAUGGAGAGUUACAUCGCGGUCCUCACUAAGGGGAUCUGCCAGAGCGAAGAGAACGGCUCCUUCCUCAGCAAGGACUUUGACGCCCGAAAGGCAUACCUUGCGGGCUCCAUCAAAGACGUUGUAUCUCAGUUUGGAAUGGAAACUGUUAUCUUACACACAGCACUGAUGCUGAAGAAAAGAAUUGUCGUCUAUCACCCCAAAAUAGAAGCUGUUCAGGAGUUUACCAGAACCCUGCCUGCCCUGGUGUGGCAUCGACAGGACUGGACCAUUCUCCACUCGUACGUGCACCUGGACGCCGAUGAGCUGGAAGCCCUGCAGCUGUGCCCAGGCUACAUUGCCGGAUUUGUAGACUCGGAGGUGAGCAAUAGAUCAGACCUGUAUGACGUGUUUGUGAAUCUGGCAGACAGUGAGAUUACCAUUGCCCCACAUGCGAAAGAGGCCAUGACAAUGGGCAAACUGCACAAAGAGAUGGGCCAUCUGAUUGUUCAGUCUGCAGAAGAUCCAGAGAAAUCGGACAGCCAAGUCAUACAGGACAUUUCCCUAAAAACAAAAGAAAUCUUCACCAACUUGGCACCAUUUUCAGAAGCUUCAGGCGACGGAGGAAAGCGUGUUCUCAAUCUGGAGGCACUAAAGCAAAGACGGUUCCCACCAGCAACGGAAAACUUCCUUUACCACCUCGCAGCCGCCGAGCAGAUGCUGAAAAUCUGACUGCCAAAUGGUCUCGCUGAGGACGCGCCUACCCACUAACUAUGUAAAAUGCUGAAAAUAACAAAGAAAAUGGUCUCUUUUAAUGAUUUAUUUGGAAGUAUUGAGAUUUGACCUGAAAAGCACUGAAACAUAGGAAAACACGAUUUUCUCUUACCUGAUCAGUUUCACGCCUGUUAUCCAUGUCGGACCAAGUGCUGUAACUACAAUACCACACAUGAGUUAUAAAAUGGCCUGAUGUGCUGGCGUCAGAGAAAAAGUUCUGUCGAGUUCCCGUGUAAGUCACAGCAGAUCCGAAAGCCUUUGUGAUAAGUUCCAGUUUGUCUCAUUGUGUCGCCACUAAUGAUUUAUUUUCAGAAAGCUGCCUGAAAUUUUGCUUUGUAUUCUUCUAGGAAGAACUUUAAUUCCUCAUGAGGAACUCUCCUUUCUGAGCCAAACUACUAAGUUUUCUGCAGGACUGUCCAGAGAGCAUUCAAAAGACCCUGCAGGUGCACUUUCUUGUAAAAAAAAAAAAAAAAUUUACGUGGCCUUUGAACAUUUUACCUAUAUUCUGAGGCUUUUGCAUAGAUUUUAUACUUGAGUAGACAACUUGAAUAACCCGUAUUUAUACUGUCUCAGAGGUAAGCGUUUGGCAAACGGAAGCUCCAGUGCUCAAUUAACCCUGCUGCUAGCAAUAUUCCUUUGAAAGACGCCAGUUCUUAUUGCAUAGCAGAGUAAGACAAGCAGCCAUUUGGAAUAUAAAUGCCUGUAUAACUGAACUAGCAACUUGACACGAUUGGCGAGCGAGUGUAAGAAUUAGCUGCCUGCAGGGGCCUGAAUCAGAGGUGUUCGGGUAACGCCAGUAAAAAGUGACUUAGUCACACAGGAAGCUCCUGUUCAGUGUGUACCUCUCUCUUCAUAGGAAAGUCCUUGUUAGGUUAUUGUAUGUAUUCACAUGAACUCUGAGAGGUUAUUUGACAGUCAGUACUGUUGUCCUUGGAAAUCUCACCCAGAAAAAAUGUUUGCAGAAAAUCUUGUCUUUAGUGGCUCUUUCCCUUGAGUAAAAGGUUUAAAAUAGCCCUUUCUCCCCUCGGCCGGUAAGGGUGGACCUGAAAUGAGGUUUUGUUUACUAAGACAAUUUAAAGUUAAUUCUGCACUUUAUGAAAAUGAAUACUAACAUUUUUUUCUCCCUCAUUUUUGUAUAACUGCAUUAGCUAAUGAUCGAAAUUGUUACAAUUGCAAAUGUAUGAUGCAGAAAUAAAAUGGAAAUAUUUUGAUACUCAACCAU